AUGGCACGCGCAGACCAGGGCAUUCGAGGCCGUUCGGCGCCUCGUUCCAAGAACCGUUCGUCCGUCACCUCCACCAUCCGCGCCCGCUCGGCUGGCACGCCUGCCGCCAAUGCCGCUGCUCCUCCUCCCACCCAGAUCACCAAGGCGGCCAAGCGUGCCAUGAAGCGCGCGGAACUCAUGUCCAAGGUCAAUCCAUCCGGAAAAUCCUCCCUGCUCAACCUCGAGCCGAAGAACGGCGCCCUGUCCAAGUCCUCGCUAAGGCGUCAGAAGCGCAAGCAGAAGGAGCAGCUCGCUGGCAACACCACCGGCCUCAAGGACCUUGCCGAGGCCAUGGACGAAGUCGCACAACAGUUCGAGGACGAUGAAAGUGCCGAAGAGCUCGACGAUGACGAGGACGAAGAUGACGAUAUGGGCGCAUACUCGGCACGAUCGAAUCAGCCAUCUUCCACACACCCGCUGGUGGGCGCGCAAAAGUCUCGCAAAGACGCCACCGUCACAGAAAAGGCCCGCAAAGCAGCCCUCUCCGUCGAAAUGCAGCGUCAAAACCUCAUCCUCUCCGACCCAGCCUACACCAAAAGCCCCUUUGCAGCCCUCCGCCUCCACGCCCAAAACACCCUCGCCUUCGACAAGCGAACCAACAAGCGCACCGCAUAG
Moesziomyces antarcticus is the source of this 654-nucleotide messenger RNA. RefSeq lists its product as uncharacterized. The transcript has 2 exons. Bases 1 to 654 code for a protein of 217 amino acids. Lineage: Eukaryota; Fungi; Basidiomycota; Ustilaginomycetes; Ustilaginales; Ustilaginaceae. Gene Ontology annotation, biological process: maturation of SSU-rRNA from tricistronic rRNA transcript (SSU-rRNA, 5.8S rRNA, LSU-rRNA). The record is from RefSeq and is a predicted model, not a curated record. Gene Ontology annotation, cellular component: nucleolus; 90S preribosome; preribosome, small subunit precursor.